AUGCAUGGUAUCAGCAUAGGCCUCUUAUCACUGGUCGUAGGAGGUUUUUGGAUAUCUUGGGCACUGAAAAGAAGAAAGCUUCUUAAGCUCAAAGAGAAAUUCUUCAAGCAAAAUGGUGGAUUAAUGUUACAACAACAACUCUUAAGUCACAGAGGGUCUGUGGAGACAGAUAAAAUCUUUAGAGCAGAAGAGCUUGAAAAGGCCACCAACAACUACGACAAGAGUAGAAUCCUUGGCCAGGGAGGCUAUGGAACUGUUUACAAAGGAAUGUUGCCGGAUAACAAAGUGGUUGCCAUUAAAAAGUCUAAAAUCAGUGAUCAGAGUCAGAUUGAGCAAUUCAUAAAUGAGGUGAUUGUGCUUACCCAAAUUAAUCAUAGGAAUGUGGUUAAGUUAUUAGGUUGUUGUUUAGAAACAGAAGUGCCCUUACUAGUUUAUGAAUUCAUUACAAACGGGACUCUUUCUAACCACAUUCAUAAUAAAAGCCUAUCAUCCUCUCUCUCAUGGGAAAAGCGUCUGAAGAUAGCGGCAGAAACUGCUGGAGCACUUGCAUACUUGCACUCUUCGGCUUCUAUGCCAAUUAUACAUAGAGACGUGAAAACUACAAAUAUACUUUUAGAUGAUAACUACAUGGCAAAAGUGUCUGAUUUUGAAGCCUCAAGGUUGGUACCUCUUGAUCAAACACAGUUAACUACUUUGGUGCAAGGAACUUUUGGAUACUUGGAUCCCGAAUGCUUCCAUACUAGCCAACUAACAGAAAAAAGUGAUGUCUAUAGCUUUGGUGUUGUUGUGGCAGAGCAAUUAACGGGAAAGGAGGCACUAUCUUUCAAUAGGCCCGAAAGUGAUAGAAAUCUAGCAAUGUACUUUGUUUCUGCAAUAAAAGAUGAUCGCCUGCUUCAAAUUCUUGAGGAUCACAUUGUGAAUGAGAGUAGUAUUGAAGAGCUAAAGGAAGUUGCUAGUCUUGCAAAAAGGUGCUUAAGGGUAAGAGAGGAAGAUAGACCUUCUAUGAAGGAAGUGGCAAUGGAGUUGGAGGGAUUGACAAUUAUGGGGAAGCAUCCAUGGGGAAAGGCUCAUCUCUAUACAGAAGAGACUGAAUACUUGCUCAAUACCCCUACACACUCUUUCAACAUUGAUGUUGGCGCUAGUUGUUCUACUACUGAUUACGAUAGCAUGAGGAACAAUGUACUAAAACCAGUACUAGAUGAUCAUGGCAGAUAAUUUAUAAGUCUAUGGUGAUGCAUAAU
This is a messenger RNA of Corylus avellana, 1241 nucleotides long. The record is from RefSeq and is a predicted model, not a curated record. NCBI's taxonomy places the organism in Eukaryota, Viridiplantae, Streptophyta, Magnoliopsida, Fagales, Betulaceae.